GGCACUGGAACGAAACAUUGACGUUUUGUUUGUGUGAAUCAGAAAUUCUUUUGUCAAUCGGUUUAAAAUUUCUCUAAAAAUAUGGCAGAUAUUCAAGUAGUUACCCAGGAUUUUGUUAAUGUGCACAUCACGAAGUCUGAUAGCGAAGAUGCUGCGCCCGUCGAGAGAAGAUUCAAGAAAGGAAUUACUGUUAUGGACUUUAAGACUAAACUGGAGCUCGUAACUGGCGGCUCGGCAGCCACCAUGAAGCUGAAGGUCUAUGACAAGAAGAACAGCUUUGUGUGUGACAUAGACAAUGAUGAUGCACUGCUCGGCUCGUACCCUAUUGAUGACGGCAUGAGGAUACAUGUCAUUGAUAAGUUCGCUUUAGUUCAUGAUUUUGGGUCUUCAGACAGUGCAGAGAGGUUCCGUUUAUCAGAAGAAGAGUAUGAGAAGAAGGGUGACACUCUCCGCUCGUUCCUGCAGCGUAACCGCCUCGGCAAGUACAAUGAGGAGGAGAUGAACAAGCUCAAGGAACAACAGCAGAAAGAGCUUGAGGAUGAGGCUAAAAUCGCAGAGGCCGUGCUAGUAGGUGCUAGAUGUGAAGUCCGAGUGCCGCAGCAGCCCGUGCGCCGCGCCACCGUGCGGUACAACGGACCGCUCGACGGCGCCAAGGGACUGUGGAUCGGCGUGCAGUAUGAUGAACCGCGCGGAAAGAAUGAUGGCUCUGUGAACGGCAAGCGCUAUUUCACGUGUCCCCCAAAAUACGGGGGAUUUGUGAAACCUGUAUACGUGACAGUUGGGGACUUCCCGGAAGAGGAAUUUGAUUUAGAUGAUGAAAUAUGAUCGCUCAACAUUCACUGUCAAUUGCAUACAUAGGCCGCGGUAAAACAGGAGGUAUAACAUUGUGUUUGUAUGCAGUAUUUUAUUUGAAUAACACCGUAAGCUAUGAAUAUUGACCUUUUAUACGAAGGUGGCCCCUAGAACUACA
Messenger RNA from Helicoverpa armigera (cotton bollworm), 970 nucleotides. RefSeq names its product tubulin-folding cofactor B (gene TBCB). Gene Ontology annotation, molecular function: alpha-tubulin binding; microtubule plus-end binding. NCBI's taxonomy places the organism in Eukaryota, Metazoa, Arthropoda, Insecta, Lepidoptera, Noctuidae. Gene Ontology annotation, biological process: cytoplasmic microtubule organization; tubulin complex assembly; post-chaperonin tubulin folding pathway. Gene Ontology annotation, cellular component: cytoplasm; nucleus; microtubule plus-end. The record is from RefSeq and is a predicted model, not a curated record. The transcript has 5 exons. The coding region runs from base 82 to 825 and encodes 247 amino acids.